AUGAAUGUUACCAAACUCGUGAUCUCCGUGGAUCACUGCAAUGUGUUCAGCAUCGAGUUGGUGUUCAACAUAUUCCAGAGGAAAGUGUUCGCCGACAACAAGUUGGACGUAUUUAUUUUAACUUUGGACGUGAACGGAGUAAAAGAAACGGCUGAACACAUUAAAAAUUGUUGUUUCACCAACUUAAAUGAAUUAAUCGUGACCGGAGAUUGCCACGAUGCGUUCCUGAAGGCCGACUGCCUCCUGCUAAUGACCAAUUUGAACCUGCCGGAUCGUAAAGUUCUCGAAAACGUCCAAAACUUGGAGCAUGUUUUCAAAAAGGCCAAAUCGUUCGAUCUUCUGGCCAAUCCGGAUGCCAGGGUCGUGGUAAUGGGACCGUGGUCAAACACGUGGUUACAGAUUUUCGCAGAAGUCGCGACUCGUCUGCGCAAGUGCAACUUUACCGGUUUGUCUAGACAUCACUGCGAAGUGCACGAAUUGUCGGACGUGUACGUCUGGGGCAAACAUUUCGUGGACAUAACCGAAGCUAAGAAAAAAACGAAAUUCGAACCGAGAAAAUAUGAUUCACAGUGUACGGUGAAAACGCAGAACGUUGUGAAUCUUUUGACUCCGAAUUGGAUCGACAAUUAUUUUACGCCACAGUUUGAAGCAAUAAAAACCGCAACGACCUACAGACAUUGUGUUAUAUCGGCUGUGUGCCAUCACAUAAUCGACUGGUAUCGAGGGACGGGCGACAGGACAGUGUGCAUGACGAUUUCCGUUCAUCAACCAGGACACAUCAACGAUGGCGUUUUCUCGUCAUAUCCGGUGGUCAUCGGCCAGUCCGGCCAGAUGUCUGUCCGCAAUAUUGAGACGGAUGCACUGCAUUUCAUAAAAUUGUACAGAUAUCUGGAAAUUCAGCAAAGAGAAAGAUGCCUUAUUCGAAAUUACAUCAAAUCCAUGUCUGAAUCUGAGGUGUCUUCUUUAGGUUCGAGUAGUUUAUCCUGUGGUAGCCGUGGUUUUAAUCUUAGGUUGACGGAUCUUCUGCCGAUUUUAUAG
This is a messenger RNA of Diuraphis noxia (Russian wheat aphid), 1038 nucleotides long. RefSeq lists its product as uncharacterized. Gene Ontology annotation, biological process: malate metabolic process. The record is from RefSeq and is a predicted model, not a curated record. Lineage: Eukaryota; Metazoa; Arthropoda; Insecta; Hemiptera; Aphididae. Gene Ontology annotation, molecular function: oxidoreductase activity, acting on the CH-OH group of donors, NAD or NADP as acceptor; malate dehydrogenase activity.